AUGAGUUGUGGCGAUUGCCCCAUCUGUCUGGAGCCUCUAGACUACGGUCGUAGUCGUUUGACAGAGUGUGGCCAUGAAUAUCACUGGGAUUGUAUCAGGAAAUGGCAUCAUCAUUCGCAGGAUCUAAAAUGCCCUACGUGCAGAGCGGAAUCGCACUUCUUGAAGAACGUGGACCAAAACCUAGUGGUAGAUCUGAAGAAGAACAGCGCUGCUAAUCGUGUUAUUUCUGAGAUCUCUGAGCAGGUUAGGCACCUUGCAUUGGGAACUGAAGCCUCGCAACGGAGCUGGACUUUGAGUACGCUAGAGUGCGGAAUCUGCGGUGCUUUGGACUCAGAAAUUAACAGAUAUUGUACCCUUUGCUAUUCUGCAUAUCAUGAACAGUGUCUGAGGACGUUACAAUUCGAAGUAGGCGAUUUUAGUAGCCGCGUAUACUGUUGUAACUGCCAUGGAACUUUCAGAGAUUCAGAGCCAGAAAGGGUUGGUAGCGCUAGUCAUAGGACUGGUAGGCUUCGCAGACCAAUUCGCUCUUCCCCUAUCGCUGCCUCUGCCGUUCUUGGUGGCGGUGAAUUCGAAGUGGACGAAUCUUGGAAGUUAUUAUCUCAAUUACAACAAGAAUCUAGACUAUUGGAACACAAACGGCAGAUACAAAGCCAUGUUCGCAAGGCUUUACAUACACAUUUCCAGCAAUCUUUGGCUCAAUCGCAAUCUGUAAGUAAAGGACAAUUUACCGAUAUUAACAAAACAGUUUCUCGACACCUGUAUCGCAUAUCCGGUAACGUGUACCAGCCAGAAACAGUCAAUUAUGAUUUAGAGGCACAGAAACUUAUCAUAUGCGAACUUGCUAAAAUUGGGAAGACGGACACGCAUAACUUUAUACACCUAUAA
Lachancea nothofagi CBS 11611 is the source of this 885-nucleotide messenger RNA. The record is from the annotation of a GenBank genome assembly. NCBI's taxonomy places the organism in Eukaryota, Fungi, Ascomycota, Saccharomycetes, Saccharomycetales, Saccharomycetaceae.